This is a messenger RNA of Acipenser ruthenus (sterlet), 3164 nucleotides long. Its product is annotated as protein VAC14 homolog. Gene Ontology annotation, cellular component: PAS complex; endosome membrane. Gene Ontology annotation, biological process: phosphatidylinositol biosynthetic process; positive regulation of kinase activity. The coding region runs from base 273 to 2618 and encodes 781 amino acids. The record is from RefSeq and is a predicted model, not a curated record. Lineage: Eukaryota; Metazoa; Chordata; Actinopteri; Acipenseriformes; Acipenseridae. The transcript is spliced from 20 exons.
ACAGUAUCUGCGGCCAUCACAUUAACUGUGUUUGUUUAUCUUUAAAAAUUGGUAAAAAUUACGUUGCAUAUUCAGUCCUAUAAAAUACCUAGUGCACACAGGCACUAUUAAAAGUGUUUAUUUUGGUUUUAUGUGACUGCAGUCGUGGAUACUUCACAAAAGGAACUCGACUGAAUUAUCGAAACCAAGGAGCGAGAUCCCACAAAAAAAGAAGAAAGACCGACAGCGGAAGAAACAUUAUUGUGAGUUUCGUUUUUGGUUGAUGUGUGAAGAUGAACACGGAAAAGGAUUUCUCCCCUUUGACCCCCAGCAUUGUGCGGGCCCUCAAUGACAAACUGUACGAGAAGAGGAAGGUGGCAGCACUCGAGAUUGAAAAGCUGGUGCGUGAGUUUGUCGCUCAGAGUAACUCGACCCAGAUCAAACAUGUGAUCCAGAUCCUGGCGAUGGAGUUCGCCCUGUCCCAGCACCCCCACAGCAGAAAGGGGGGGCUCAUCGGGCUGGCAGCCUGCUCCAUCGCACUCGGCAAGGACUCUGGGCUGUACCUGAAGGAGUUGAUUGAGCCGGUCCUUACCUGCUUUAACGACUCUGACAGCCGGCUGCGCUACUACGCCUGCGAGGCUCUCUACAACAUUGUGAAGGUGGCGCGGGGAGCGGUCGUGCCACACUUCAACGUGCUCUUCGAUGGUCUCAGCAAGCUGGCAGCAGAUCCUGAUCCCAAUGUCAAGAGCGGCUCUGAGCUCUUGGACCGACUGCUGAAGGAUAUCGUCACUGAGAGUAACAAGUUUGACCUUGUGGCCUUCGUUCCUCUGCUGCGGGAGAGAAUCUACUCCAACAACCAGUACGCUCGCCAGUUCAUCAUCUCCUGGAUCCUGGUUCUGGAGUCUGUCCCCGGUAUCAACCUGCUGGACUAUCUCCCAGAAAUCCUGGACGGGCUCUUCCAGAUACUGGGGGACGGCAGCAAGGAGAUCCGCAAGACGUGUGAAGUGGUUUUAGGAGAAUUCCUCAAGGAGAUCAAGAAGACUCCCUCCAGUGUCAAGUUUGCUGAAAUGGCCAACAUCCUAGUGAUCCACUGCCAGGGGUCAGAUGAGUCCAAACUGACAAAUGACCUGAUCCAGCUGACGGCCAUGUCGUGGAUGCGGGAGUUCAUCCAGCUGGCGGGGCGCGUGGUGCUUCCCUACUCCUCGGGGAUCCUGACUGCUGUGCUGCCCUGCCUGUCCUUCGACGACCGCAAGAAGAGUACCAAGGAGGCAGCCAAUGCCUGUAACCACAGCCUGAUGAAGUUGGUGACUCCUGAAGAUGAUGUGGAGGAGGCUGGAGUGGGCAGUGAGCCACCGCAGCAGGAAGACACCCCCUCCCGGACACAGGACACCCUGGACAAUUCACUGAAUGCUUCACAAGAUUCAGUUGGCUUCAGCAACAUCAGCUUUUUCACGCCAGCCAGCCCGGACAGGGCCCAGGUGACUCUAGACCUGGAUGGGAUUGUGCAGGUUCUGGAUCGGCACCUCCAUGACCCGGCCACAGGAAUGAUGACCCGCAUCACUGUACUGAAGUGGCUCUACCACCUGUAUAUCAAAACACCACGGAAGAUGUUCCGCCACACUGACAGCCUCUUCCCAAUGCUUCUGAAGACACUCUCCGAUGAAUCGGAUGAAGUGAUUCUCAAGGAUCUGGAGGUUUUGGCUGAGAUCGCCUCUUCUCCGGCUGGACAGACAGACGCACCGGGGUCAUGUGACAUCUCAGACAGCAAAUCGGAGCUCCAGGUUCGAGGGUCGACCAAAUCGGUUCAGCUGAGCGGGUUUGGAUCGAAGGGGGCUGAUUGCUCCCCAUCCACCCCCAGCAUGAACUCCUACUUCUACAAGUUCAUGAUCAACCUGCUGAAACGGUUCAGCAUGGAGAGGAAGCUGCUGGAGAUGAGAGGCACCUUCAUCAUCAGGCAGCUGUGCCUCCUGCUCAAUGCAGAGAAUAUCUUCCACUCUAUGGCAGAUAUCCUGCUGAAGGAGGAGGACCUCAAGUUCGCGUCCAUCAUGGUGCAGACCCUCAACACCAUCCUGCUGACCUCUGCUGAGCUCUUCCAGCUCCGGAAUCAGCUCAAGGACCUCCACACUCAGGAGAGCUGUGCUCUGUUCUGCUGCCUGUACCGUUCCUGGUGUCACAACCCAGUGGCCACCGUCUCCCUCUGCUUCCUCACCCAGAACUACAAGCACGCCUAUGACCUCAUCCAGAAAUUCGGCGACCUUGAGGUGACCGUGGACUUCCUGAUGGAGGUGGACAAACUGGUGCAGCUCAUUGAGUGUCCCAUCUUUACAUAUCUUCGUCUUCAGUUGCUGGAUGUAGAGAACAAUCCCUACCUGAUCAAGGCCCUUUACGGACUCCUCAUGCUGCUGCCACAGAGCCAGGCCUUUAUGAUGCUGUCCCACAGGCUGCGCUGCGUCCCCAACCCGGAGCUGAUGAGGGCUGCGCCCCAGAAAAAGCCUGCAGACUCAAGUAAGCCUGCCCCAGUCCACAUUGACUACGGGGAGUUGCUGCAACAUUUCGACCGGGUCCAGAACAAACACCUGGAGGUCCGGCACCAGAGAGCAGGCCGGGCCGAGCACCCAGACCGGAAACUUGUGCUCUGAUUGAAGGAGAGGGGACCUGCCCGGGUUCAGCCAGGCAACACAUCCCACUCCACAUGACAGACCAGCCCAGCAGGACUUCGGGCAUUCCUCACACAUCAAGCCUGUGGAGUAGGGGGCCGAAGCCUGAUGCUGUCUCUGAACUGACCGAAAAACGUUACACUGCCCUCUGGACCAAACCCCCAUGGGAAAACUUUUUUAUUUUUAAAUUGUGUUAUUUGUUUUAGAGCUGUUUACAAAGGUGCAGAAUCCACAGGCCUGAAGAUCUGAGAACAGAGAGUUAUUUACUGUUGGUUAAUAAUAAUAAUAAUAAUAAUAAUAAUAAUAAUAAUAAUAAAGUGCUGGGUGUGUGCUAACUUAGUCAAAUGGCUUCUCCUCCACUGCCCCGCAAUGCACUCUGUUCUCUGUGGUGAGGUGUCCUUGUUGAAGUGUCUCUGCUGUUGGAUCAUGUGCCAAUCGGGGUGGCUUUGUUAAACUGGAAGUGAACUGAAUCUGCUCCCCCAUUCACUGGCAAAACUUGAAUAUUCUGAAAUACAGACUUGUCAUGUU